Molecule: messenger RNA, 873 nt
Organism: Blepharisma stoltei
Lineage: Eukaryota; Ciliophora; Heterotrichea; Heterotrichida; Blepharismidae
Source: the annotation of a GenBank genome assembly
AUGCUUUCAAAAGUCAUCUCAAGAGGAUUCGCUGCCAACGAAAAAACCUUGAAAGCAAGAAUCAAGUCAGUUACCAGCAUAGGAAAGAUCACCAAAGCCAUGAAAAUGGUUGCCGCAGCUAAGAUGAGAGCUGAACUUGCUAGAUUGGUAGCUGGUGGCAAAUUUGGCCAUCAAUUGGCAUCAAACUGGUUCAAAGGGGACGAUAUCGCCAGAAAAAACUUGCCAGAGUUCAAUGCAGAGUCAAGAACUUUAAUUGUGCCUUUUACUUCAGACAGAGGACUGUGCGGAGGUGUCAACUCUGGCAUCAUUAGAGAGACUAAGAGCAUUAUUGGUCGCCGAAGAGACAAAUUCGCCAUUUUCUCAGUUGGUGAUAAAGGCACUCUUGCUUUGAUCAGACCAUACCCAGAUCUUCUUUAUAAAUCAAUUACAAACGUCUUGACUCCAGUCAGCUUCGCAACAGCAUCAGCAAUCGCUUACAAUCUUGAACAAGCAGCCAAAGAUAAAGGCUGCGAUAGAAUUGAGCUGAUUUACAAUGAAUUCAAAAAUGUGGUGACUUCCAAAAUUGUGAGAAAAGAAUUGAUGCUUAGACAAGGGUUCAGAAAUGGCCAUUACAAAUCAGUCAAUGAAGUAGAAGAGCCAGACUUUCCAUUGGCAACUGAGAUUUACUAUGAACUUUACUUAGCAAGCAAUGUUUAUCAUGCCAUGCUUAACAAUGCAAGCAGCGAGCAAAGCGCAAGAAUGUCAGCUAUGGAGGGCGCAAGCAAAAACUGUAGUGAAAUGAUCGGCAAAUUGAACCUUGACUACAAUAGAGUUAGGCAAAGCAAAAUUACCAGCGAGCUUUGUGAAAUCAUUUCAGGUGCAGAAGCUCUUUAA